CUAUUGUUUGUGUUUUUUUCCAAAAUAUGGCAAAGGUUCAGGUGAACAAUGUAGUGGUGUUGGAUAAUCCUUCUCCUUUCUACAAUCCUUUCCAGUUCGAAAUCACAUUCGAGUGCAUAGAGGACCUGUCUGAAGAUUUGGAAUGGAAAAUAAUUUAUGUGGGUUCAGCUGAAAGUGAAGAGUAUGAUCAGGUGUUAGACUCUGUUUUAGUUGGACCUGUUCCUGCAGGCAGACACAUGUUUGUAUUUCAGGCUGAUGCACCUAACCCAGGGCUUAUUCCAGAUGCAGAUGCAGUAGGUGUAACAGUUGUGCUAAUUACAUGCACUUACCGAGGUCAAGAAUUUAUUAGAGUCGGCUACUAUGUAAACAAUGAAUAUACUGAAACAGAACUGAGAGAGAAUCCACCAGUAAAGCCAGAUUUUUCAAAGCUUCAAAGGAAUAUUUUGGCAUCUAAUCCCAGAGUCACAAGAUUCCACAUUAAUUGGGAGGACAACACUGAAAAACUGGAAGAUGCAGAGAGCAGUAACCCAAAUCUACAGUCCUUGCUUUCCACAGAUGCAUUACCUUCAGCAUCAAAGGGAUGGUCAACAUCAGAAAAUUCACUAAAUGUUAUGUUAGAAUCUCAUAUGGACUGCAUGUGACUAACCACCAUCCUUUUGGUACUGUAUAUGUGUUAAACUGUAAAAACAACCAGAACUAUUUCCCUCAAAUUCCAUAAGUACAUAGUUGGAGCAAUGUGAAGAACUUGUUUUAAAACAUCCUGUAGAAAGUUUAUAAAAAAAAAAAAAAACAAACCAGAAAAAACCCAACAAACAAAACAGUAUUUGAGCAGAUUGUGAAAUAUAAAUACAACUAUUUUUAAGUAA
Haemorhous mexicanus (house finch) is the source of this 866-nucleotide messenger RNA. It is a transcript of the gene ASF1A, whose product is annotated as anti-silencing function 1A histone chaperone. Gene Ontology annotation, biological process: DNA replication-dependent chromatin assembly. The transcript has 4 exons. Gene Ontology annotation, cellular component: nucleus. Gene Ontology annotation, molecular function: histone binding. The record is from RefSeq and is a predicted model, not a curated record. Bases 27 to 641 code for a protein of 204 amino acids. NCBI's taxonomy places the organism in Eukaryota, Metazoa, Chordata, Aves, Passeriformes, Fringillidae.